This is a messenger RNA of Lactuca sativa (garden lettuce), 1036 nucleotides long. RefSeq names its product zinc finger protein 8. Gene Ontology annotation, molecular function: DNA-binding transcription factor activity. The record is from RefSeq and is a predicted model, not a curated record. Gene Ontology annotation, biological process: trichome morphogenesis; response to gibberellin; trichome differentiation. NCBI's taxonomy places the organism in Eukaryota, Viridiplantae, Streptophyta, Magnoliopsida, Asterales, Asteraceae.
CUUAUAUUUAAAUAAUUUAUAGGUAUGAUACAAUUUUGUAUUUUUUGUCUGGUAGAUGUUCUUUAAUCCUGUUCCUUUUAUCCUUUAUAGUAAACCCUUCAUCACACAUAUAAGUUACAACCCUACUUCUCUCCAUCCUCCCGACAGUUCUCCUACACCACCACAUCGCCGCCGUCCUCCUCUCUUCAUCCACCACGAUUAUGGAAAAAGCUGACAAAGAGACUCACGAUUUCAUGAACGUGGAGUCUUUCUCUCAGCUUCCCUUCAUCCGCCCCUCACUGCUCGGAGAAAAAAGCAUUAGGCUCUUUGGGAAAGAAUUUGGUGGUGGCGCCGGUGCUGCUGCCGACUCAUCCAUCGUCAUCAUCAACGACGAGUCAGAUUCAAACGACACCGCCGCCGUCGUCCAGGAGGAAUCUAAAGAAACCGGAGAAAGUAACCGGAAAUUCGAGUGCCACUACUGUUGCAGAAACUUCCCAACCUCUCAAGCUUUAGGAGGCCAUCAAAACGCACAUAAAAGAGAACGACAACACGCCAAACGAGCUCACCUUCAGUCCACCAUGUUCCAUGGAAGCUUCACGGAGGCACAAAUGUACGGUCUUAUGAAUUACCACCGUCUCACCGCCGCACCCACCCACGGCCCACCCUACUACCACCAACAACAACCACUUUCCUGGCGCCCAAAUACUACCAGUAAUCUUUACAGUACUACUAGCAUUACGAACAACACUAACAGGUUUUACGGAGGGAUUACAACUUCAAGCUCUCAUCAAACACCCAUCAAUGGCAAUCCGUUGACCGUGUGGAGAUAUCCGACGGCUAGAAGCUCGACAUUUUCUGACAGCUUGAAGGUGUCAAGAAUUGGAACUGGGACUAAUUCUCAGAUCCGAUAUCCGUAUGAACAGAAGCCUAGUGUUCAAGAUCAAGUUAGUUUGGAUUUACAUCUAUAAUAUCAAUUCCUUUUUUUCUCUUUAAUAAAGUACAUAUAGUUGUUAUUUUAUUAAAUUCCAAUCAUUAUGUGAUGAUCAUUACAUCGUAA